Messenger RNA from Rangifer tarandus platyrhynchus (Svalbard reindeer), 1179 nucleotides. Lineage: Eukaryota; Metazoa; Chordata; Mammalia; Artiodactyla; Cervidae. The record is from the annotation of a GenBank genome assembly.
AUGCCCGGUAUGUCCUGUAGGUUCGGAAGCUCGUCCUCAAAGGGGCUGACCGGGAGGGGACAGACCACAGCUCAUUUUAAUCUGGUGGAGGUUUUUAAAACCCACUGUUGUCAAAGUUGGUGCUUUCCCAAAGCGCCUCUCAGACUCAACGCCUGGCAAGCCAAGCCCAGGGCUUCCACCAGGGCUGGCGCAUGCCUGAGGGUCCCAGCCCCGAGUAGAGAGUCCUCCUUCCCCAUGAGGUGGCCCCCAGCUGGUGUCCCCAAUGGAUGGGCAGAUACUGGGGUGACACAGAGCAGUGGGAGCAGAGCUCGGAAGGGACCAGUGUGGCCUGGGCGGUUACUGCUGCCAGCGAGUGCACAGAUCGCCGCCUCAGGCACCUCACAUCGCGUGAGCUGUUGCACGUUGUCAUCAGCUCCCCCAGAGGAGGGCGAGGACCACCAGUGUAGCCUCUUGGUGCAGCCGCAGGUGUUGGGUGGUGCCGCGCAUCCACAGCAGUCCUGGAGUGACAGUGGGUCACACCCACAUUCCAGCUCUGGCCAGGUGCAGGCUCAGGGCCAGGGAGCAUUCCAGCCUUCUCCUGCACCCCAGACUCCCCUGCAGAAGCCAGUAUCCCGCCAAGCACUGGUGGGAAGACAGGUUCUGGGACGGAGCAGGAGCCUGGGCACCACGGCCCGCGGUGACAAGAUACUGACACAGCCCUGGAGCUCUCCAGAGGAGCAGCAGCCCCCCUCCCCCGGGACACGUCCAGUCACCCAUGCCUCAUCUGUAAUCACUGUGUUUGGUCCUGAGAUGCAUCGGAGCACUUUAGAAAAGCUGACUUUACAUUCCUGUCCUGUCCUGAAGAGGACAUUCCUGGGCCACGUGCCCCCACGCACGGGAUCCUCUCUCACCCACCCAGGGGAUUCCUGCAAGGAUAAGUUCAAGGCCACGUGGUGGGAAUCGGCCAAGGAGGCUUCCAGGCGGUGCCUGAAGCGGGGCAGCACCAUGGGCCCAUCCUACCAGGACCCUGAGGUCACUCCCGGGUACAGCCCAGUCUCGUUUGUAAAGUUAGGAGUUGAGCAAACAUUCCUACUUUCGUGGGGUCUGUGCACAUCUUCGUUAAUUGUGAUCAUGACCUUAGUCAACCUGACGAUCAUUUUUUACAAAGAAAGCAGCAUUUCCUCACUGGGGGUUGUCUGA